Molecule: messenger RNA, 1625 nt
Organism: Prorocentrum cordatum
Lineage: Eukaryota; Dinophyceae; Prorocentrales; Prorocentraceae
Source: the annotation of a GenBank genome assembly
CGUCGUCGUCGUGGUCGUCGUCGUCGUCGUCGCUCGUCGCUCGUCGCGUCGCGCGCGCGGGCGCGGCUGCAGUGCCGGAGCCACACGGCGGGGGGGGCGUUACGUCAUACCCCCCCUCGCCGCCCCUCCUCCCCAUGACGCCCGUCAUCGCCGAACAUAAAGAAACGCGCUCUUGGGGCGCGCAGGGCCAUGGUGCGACAGGGGCAAUGGUCUUUCUUGCCGAGGUUCGCAUCAUCGCGAUUGGGACAGUGACUGGGAUAAUCGCCGAGGGAGGCGCCAUGGCCGGGAUCGUCGACGCCGCCGUGUCUUUUUCUUCGCGGAGUGCGUCGGCAAAGCGCCGCAGGAAUAUCGAGAAAGUCGUGGAGGCCAGAAACCAGUCUUACCGGAAAUUCGUCGCAGCUGAGGAGGACAAGAAGCGGGGGGCGGAGCGCCGCAAGCAGGGCGCAUUGCUUGCGGACGCGUUAUCGAACAAGCUGGACGAGGAACUCCAGCAAUCCGCCAUCACUCUCCAGGGACAGCACGCGGUUGCAUCGGAGGGCGCUGGGCUGCCCGCGGGCGGGGCCUUUUCGCCUCCGCGACUUGGCGGCGGCCCUGGGCCUACCUCGACCCCAGAGGCCGCCUUGGACACAGCUCAAAAGGGCCAGACCAUGAUUCUCAAGACCCUGUUCCCCGACAUGGACUCAAAGACUUGCGCGUUCAAUGAGGGCGGCGAAUACCUGGAGUCCGCCGUGAAGUACACGGAUAAUGUCAGGGACACCAUCGCAGAGUUCAUCGCCGAACGCUUUGGCGCCGAGGUUCCCUGGGACAAAGAGUUGCGGCGCAAGCUUCUGUGCAGGGCCCUGCUGGGCAUAGCGCGACCGGGCGUGGCUGAUUUCAUGCCAGCUGAUAAUUUCCACGCUCCCGGGGCAUCGGAGGUGCCUCUAGGUGCGUGGCUUGGCAUAUUGGCGAUGGUCGUGCUUGAUUUGGGCACGGAUGCAGUGGAUGAUCUUUUUGGUGGCCCAAAUGCAGCGAUCUCUCCGUGGCUGGGUCCGGUCAUCCCGUGGCUCUCUCUGGUAGUGCGCUGUGUCCGCCGGAGCUUGGGCAAGUCGAGAGCUGACGUUCAGCAACUUGCAUUGGUGACGGUCCCCGUGCAAACGCCUCUUGGCCAGUGGACAGGAGGCGCCGUUGAUGUAGGGGGGGCGGGGUAAUUCUUCACGGUCCGCGUAUCCCCUCACCAUUGACCACCUGUCGCCCAAAAGGCUAGUGGGAUUCGUUGGCGGACAGGGCGCACUCGAAUUCUGACCAGUUGGAGCCAGUUUCCCGGGGGGGGAACUUUCUCUCGGCAGUGGUUGCUGCCCUUCUCAGCAGCCGUUUUCAUGAUGGGUUUGAACUUGGAUGUUCCAGCUGUCUGUGCGCAGGACCUUCGGGAGAAGCUGCUCCGGAACAUUCUGGCUGGUCUCGUGUUCAGGGGAUUUUUGCGCACGUGGCGUGGGCGAGCGGAUCCAAUUGGAAUCGCGCCUCUUGUGGUCCGCAGGGUUUUGGCUCGGGGUUCCUGUGCGUGCGCAGGUGCUCAAGCGUCUGGGAGUGGUUUCUCGCCGAGCUUAGCUUGCAGCAGGGAUCAACAUCAUAUUGAUCUCGCCAUGAUG